AUGGCGGAAUCUAAAACAUAUCUACUCCAGGAGGGUACCACAGAUCGUGGAGAAUCCCUCCCUGAACACUGCUCCCUCGAGCAGAGUUCAGGCUGCCCCUCGGAUUCUGGGGGGGGCAAAUUUCGCUCUAAGAAUAUAAAUACAAAAACUAAAAACCCGAAAUCUAAUCUCACCCAGCAGAUUUUUCAUAAGGGUCUCUUUAUAAACAGACCUAGAUCGAACUCUUACAGUGGCACAUCAUCAGAGGCACCUGUAACUAACACACAAACCCUAGAGGCUCUUUAUGUGGAAAAUGCUCAUAAAAACGACCAAAACGACACACAAAACUGGCAAAAAGAGAACAGUCGCAAGAGACUGAGAAGCAGUCCUGAAACAACGUCACGAACCCAGAAACAAACCAAACUGAGUUAUUGGCUGGCGGCACCAGUACCAACAUCGAAUAUGUUUGCGGAACUAGCAAUUCCUGAAGAAACGAAAGCUGCAGACCAAGUAACGCGUCAUAUAGAAAAGCCUCCCCCUUUCUUCGUUGACAAGGUCAGUAAUAUUCAGCCCCUAUCAAAAAUGUUAGAAGACGUGGCUCACGAAGAUUACGAAAUCAAAAUCUUACAAGGUGAAAGAGUCAAAAUUCAGGCUAAAUCCCCCGAGUCAUACUCGACUAUUUAUAAAGAACUCAAAAGUAGAAACACUGAGUUCUUCACAUACCAACCUAAAGGGAUAAGGGGAAGUGUUGUAAACUCGUGUGGAGUUGCUGGACUCCCAUCGACCGCGUCCCAGGUGGUGGAUAGGGAAUGCCCCCCAGAUAUGGGAGGUACUAGGGAAAUCAAAUACCUAGCGCGAACCAAAACCAGUAGGCAUGGGCGUGCCUUUAGUCUCAUUUUUCAUAAGGGUCUCUUUAUAAACAGACCUAGAUCGAACUCUUACAGUGGCACAUCAUCAGAGGCACCUGUAACUAACACACAAACCCUAGAGGCUCUUUAUGUGGAAAAUGCUCAUAAAAACGACCAAAACGACACACAAAACUGGCAAAAAGAGAACAGUCGCAAGAGACUGAGAAGCAGUCCUGAAACAACGUCACGAACCCAGAAACAAACCAAACUGAGUUAUUGGCUGGCGGCACCAGUACCAACAUCGAAUAUGUUUGCGGAACUAGCAAUUCCUGAAGAAACGAAAGCUGCAGACCAAGUAACGCGUCAUAUAGAAAAGCCUCCCCCUUUCUUCGUUGACAAGGUCAGUAAUAUUCAGCCCCUAUCAAAAAUGUUAGAAGACGUGGCUCACGAAGAUUACGAAAUCAAAAUCUUACAAGGUGAAAGAGUCAAAAUUCAGGCUAAAUCCCCCGAGUCAUACUCGACUAUUUAUAAAGAACUCAAAAGUAGAAACACUGAGUUCUUCACAUACCAACCUAAAGAAGCCGCCCAAGUGGUGGCAUUGCUGGAUUCUGGACUUAGUCAGCGUGUGGUGGCUCGAACAUUGCAUCUAAGCCUUUUUUUUGUUUGGGAAAAAUCAUCAAAUGACUUCUCCCGCCUAGGGCAGAGCAGGAGGGAGUACCUAUGA
Messenger RNA from Spodoptera exigua (beet armyworm), 1551 nucleotides. The record is from the annotation of a GenBank genome assembly. Lineage: Eukaryota; Metazoa; Arthropoda; Insecta; Lepidoptera; Noctuidae.